Molecule: messenger RNA, 3096 nt
Organism: Aspergillus piperis CBS 112811
Lineage: Eukaryota; Fungi; Ascomycota; Eurotiomycetes; Eurotiales; Aspergillaceae
Product: putative Chromo domain protein Chp1p
Exons: 5
Coding region: 1-3096 (1031 amino acids)
Biological process (GO): chromatin organization; negative regulation of transcription by RNA polymerase II
Cellular component (GO): pericentric heterochromatin
Molecular function (GO): chromatin binding
Source: RefSeq, a predicted model, not a curated record
AUGACAAGGAGGCAGGAUGAGAGUGAUGAUGACAUUUCCAUCACCUCAACUGCGGCCAGCUCACAGGCGUCUGAGUAUGAUGUGGAAGCUAUCCUAGCUGAGCACGAAUUCCCAGACAGAAAGAGGUACCUGGUCAAAUGGGCCAACUACCCUGAGUGGAGAAGUACUUGGGAGCCUGUGGAUUCCUUCAAAACGGCGGAGACCCUUAUCGACUGGCAACGCAGGAAACAGCAGAUUGCAGAAGGGAAGCUUGAAGCGUAUGACGUAGCCAACUGGGAGCUAAAGAACUUGAAACACCAGGAGGCAAAAGAGGAAAAGAGACGCAGAAGAGAUGCCAAAAGGAAACGCCUUGGCUUACCCACGAAGGGCCCCGUGAUUGAAUCUGCAAUCCCUCGCAGCAACUCCCGUGUGAGUGCAAGGCAACAGAGUACACAAACGCCGCCCACUUACACACCCAGCAUUCGCUCACUGCCUUUCAAAAAGCAGCAUGCCCUGGCGAAGCAAGCGCCGGUCCUGUUUGGAAGUGGACAAAAACCAAAGCCAGCGCUAGCGCCAGCAUCAGCUACGCUGCGUUCCAACAAUGCCCAGGAGACCGCGAAGUGGUUUUCGCACCUGUCAACGAGGCGAAAACACGAGAAAGCUAAAUUCAGAGAGCCAGAUCCCAAUAUUGAUCAACUAGAGCUUGUUCGACCGUCAGACUGGUCGUCUAAAACACCUCUGCACCUUCUCAAGUCCGAUCCUUACAAUGCUAGCCCAUCUGUUGACCAAAAUCGAGAUUCAGUCCAGAUCGUGACUGACCAGUCUAUUCCACACAUGGAGGCUGAUCACUCAGAUGCACCUGCUCACUUGUCUGCCCCGCUGACUGAUCCACCAAAUCAAGACCGGAUCAAGUACGACCGUCGCGAUAAAUCGGGCCAAGAUGUCCCCGAGCUACCUCGUAGGGUGCCGGGUCCCAAAGCUAAAUUCGUGUCCGGCCGCUUUUGCAAUCCCGGUGAGGUCCCCACGUCUGCUAAAAGGCUUAUCGCAACUAAGGCGGGGCAAUAUAUUGAGGUUUGGUUUCAGCAUCUCUGCACGCUGGAGGAUUAUGAGGUUCUCUGUUAUAACUCACGGUCGCGGCAUCGCACAUAUUGUAGGGGCUGGAUUCAGGGUUUCAAUGAUACGGAGUCCAAUAUAUAUAAUAUGGCACGGGAGCUUGAGCAAGGCGACCUUCUCGCGAUUUUUCCAGGCAAUCAGGGUACGCCACACAACGUGUUACUGGCCUACCCGUCUAAUUCACUGAAGCUUGAGUCACUCAACGACGGCUACUUCAGGAAGGAGCCGGAUACCUUUCUUAACCUUGUUGUGAGAGAUCCGUUGGACUCUCUUGACUUUAUUGAGCGACUACCAUCUAGGGCAAGAGCCGACGACCGGUGGACAGAUACUCGCCGCCAAGAACUCGUCGUGAGGGAUUCUCCGGAUUAUGAACUACCUCGGAGUGGAUAUGACGGCAUAGGAGACGUCGCCGACGCCCCAAUGUCAAUUCCAUCAACUGAGCAGGGAAACACAUCAACAGAAAGGCAAUCCAAAGAAGUCACUAUUGAGACUAGGUUGGAUUCAUCACCAAAGCCACGAAAGGUCGAUUCAUCGGAACGGCAAUUGAACAGGAUUGGAAUACCCGUGAAGCCAGACAAUUUACAAGAGCCAUUGAAGCUACAGUCUGAGGAAAUAUCCAGUCCAGCGAAGCCAGACUCUUCACAGAAGCCUCUGGAGCCAGCUUCGGCCGAAACGAACGAGAAGUCUACCAGUCAAGUGCAAGACGAACCCAUGGAAAUAGAUGAGGAACAAAACGAACCCAUGAAGAUCCAUGAACAACAUAGUUCUGCUUCAGCGCCAGGCGAACAGGAUCCAGCAGCCCCCGCACCUACGGCCGAUCUGGGAAGUAUUUUCGAAACAGAAUUUGGAGUAUCUUAUGAGACUCUAGUGACAGUGAACUCCACAGGAAAGGUGCAGAGAGCAGAAGCAUUCUUUCUCUUGUUCGAGUCCGAGAGACUUCAGAGCGAACUUGUAAUUCUCCAUGCCUUUCUAAAGAAACAUAAUCCUGUUAUAUAUACUUGGCAGCAGAAGGAUGACUGGGAGAAAUUUGCACGAGCUGUCCAAGUAGGGGUGGUUUUGGUUCACGAGAGCUGGGUCGACUUCAACAAGUUGUCUUUCUUCCAAAACCUCGUCAACAAGCCGAUCAACUUCUGGAGCGUCUCUCUGGCCAAACCUCUCCAAUAUGCCGGUCACCACUCCCACUUCCAGCGCAUUUUCCCACAUGGCGGGGCUAUAUUGGUGACGGAAGACAUAAUGCUCCAGGAUCCGAAAGCAACCAUGGCGAUACUGGCAUGGUUUGCUGACUUCAUCAAGAAGAAGUACCCGGGAUAUUGGAAGAUCAUGUUCCGGCCCGCUAUCCUGGACUGGAUCUUGCAACAAUUAGAAAGUGCAGACGAAUCAGCACGCGGACUAUGGCCUACAAUGUACCGUUUAGUCUUAGAGUGUUGCGGCGUUCCCGCAAACGACACCCCCAUUGCCGAGUUAUCAUCCGGAGCCCAUGACGACUACUUCGAAAGCAACGCCAUAUCCCCUCCCAGCCUUCCAAAUUAUGGCACCCGCACUGAAGCAGAUAAUCCAGACAUCCCAAAGGGCCUAACCCAAGACCAGCGCAAUGCAGAUCACCUUAUUGAAUUCUUUGCCGGCUGGGGCCUGGUCCAUCGCCACCGAUACCGACGUUUGCUCGUCCUUACGCAAACAACACCCCUGGACAGAUGGAAAGAAUGGCAACACAUCGACAUCAAAUGUGGCUCGAAUGCGUUCAUGAAAACACUCGGAAUCAGCUAUAGAUACUACUGGUCAAAAGUCAUUGCUGCUCCUUCCUCGUCUUCAGCAGCCUCUUCUGCUCCUCUUACUUCUUCCAGACCAGGUACACCGUCUGAAACACGAGCCCCAUCGGAGUCCUUCACGCCUCGGACGCCAAAGUCUCGGACUUCAUCCGUGUCAAUGAUCAGGGAUAUGGAUGGAGCUAGCUACUAUGGUCGGGCAUCUGGCGGAGUACCUUCUUAUCCGAAUCCAUACAGAUGA